GCCCCUACAGUUACCUACUACUGCUCUUAUAGAGUUCACCCAAACCCCAGCACCCACUAUACAGACUAUCUACCGUAUAUCCAUCAUUCCAAACUUCCAAUCCAGAUAGCCCGAAAGGGCUGUGACCUGCUCUUGGUCCCCACGGUUGGAUACUUUUCCUCUGAUUACUCUCCAUACUAUCGAAAGUCUGUGCUACCUCUCUACUCGGAUCUUGCCAAGUGGGCUCCUAUGUGCGCUGACUCUGGAUUUACACAGCUGCUUUAUUCAGAUUUUGUGUAA
Racocetra fulgida is the source of this 279-nucleotide messenger RNA. The record is from the annotation of a GenBank genome assembly. NCBI's taxonomy places the organism in Eukaryota, Fungi, Glomeromycota, Glomeromycetes, Diversisporales, Gigasporaceae.